This is a messenger RNA of Echinostoma caproni, 2220 nucleotides long. The record is from the annotation of a GenBank genome assembly. Lineage: Eukaryota; Metazoa; Platyhelminthes; Trematoda; Plagiorchiida; Echinostomatidae.
AUGUACGCUACUUUUCGUCGUCUCAUAGGCGAUUUUGAUGAACGACGGGCUGCGGUAUCCAUGAUUUUGUCGAAAAUUGCCGAAGACCCUCAUUCAGCCAGUUGUCCCAAUUGCUCGUAUACCCAUAUGCAAACGAACGGUCAUUUUGAAACUGGCCCAUCGAACCACGCUUAUGUCAUCAAUACAGAUAGCCCUAUGAAUCCGACCCCCGAUUGUGGUGAUCUGCGAUCCGGUAACUACUCGACCGAUCAGUCAAUUUCCUACGAACAAUACGAAGGUGGUUCAAACUCACUGCUCAGUCGAGACUCUCUGACUGUGUAUCGUAAUCCUGCGUCGACUCUGCAAGCUUCACUCUCUCCUAUCCUCUUCACGUUUGCCACACCGGAGGUUACUGCCAUUUCUCCUUCAGCCCUUGGUAUGAUGUCUUCCGCAUAUCAACCUGAUUUCAAUCAGGUUGUUAUGAACAACACACCUCAACCUCGUGUUAUCACGGCGUCACCACAUUUGCUAAACACACCCGGUAUCCCACCGGCAACUCCGUCUCAGACAUCCAUCCCGGUGCCUUCGGCCGUCGGAUGCCCGCUGCCACCGCCGCCUUUGCUCACUUCGUUCUACUAUCGCUCGAAGUUGAUCCCAGUGCCCCAUGGUUCGGAGCUUACGGUGACCUCAGUCAAUUCUACGGCCGCGUCGUUCCGAAACACAGCACCAGUAUCACUGUCAAGUUGGUUUCCCCAAACCGGACACUUCAAUCCUAUCCGACUUCCCAUGACUGCGAGGCCAACUAUCCCCGUCGGACUGUUGACUAGUCUGCCCGGUUCCACUCUGCUUCCAGAAGAGCACUCAUCUUUACUGCAGUUUAGUAGUCCUUUGCGUGUUGAUUCUCGCUGCGCCAUGGGUGUUAUACCCACCUCGUACCACCAGAUUGGACCAUCAGAUACAACGUGUUCUCCUGGUUAUUCCGAUACUCCAGCACCUAUGAUACUGAUGAGUUUUCGACCAGUUCAAACCGAAAACCGAGAGGAAGUCCCCAUUGGUCCGUCCGAACCAGUUCAGAUCGUGACUGACUCGCCCAAACCGGGAAAAGAACUCGAUGCUGAAGUGGGGGCAACAGAGAACGACGAAACCGGAAUGACAACCGUGACCGGACGGGAUAGGAGUGUCGUCUCACACACUCGGUAUUGUAGUGGUGAUUCAACAGACUCAGCUCUGACUGCCAGUCUCACUAGCCUACGACUACAUUCCUCGAUUGAAGAACAACCUCCCGACCGGGUAACUCAGUACAGUCCAUAUCCGAGCACCCAACGCGCGCUCUUUCCACCUUCCUAUCCAGCUGCGUUUGGCUCAGCCACAGGUACAGUGCCUUUACUUCGGUUCGAUGCCCCCGGUGCGCCCUUCACAGGGAAUUCUGGCUCACCACAUUCAGUCUUAGCCUGUUCGACCAGUUCUUCGGACUAUGGUCUGCUCGAGUACUCUUAUAUAGUCCCACAGGCCCUAUCGAGCCAUUUAUCCGGUUCGACGGUCUACGGUGCGACUAUCCCUGCUCCCGUCGGUUCCGAACAUUCACCUGCCAAUUUCCAAGCAAGUCCUCUUGUUUACACCCUGCCAAGUUUUGAUAUAUCAAACGAUGCUAAUAUCGGAUUAUCGUAUCCAUCCAUUGGGACUGGCCUAACCCCGACGAUGGGAACAUUUACGUCGCCGGGUGGUUUAACACCUCCUGGAUUACUGCAACUCAGGUACAAUCCCACCUUCAUGAAUAUGGCCAAUACCGCUAUUACUGAUCAAAGAAUGCGGGGUGGCGUUGACAGUAUCAGUCAAGUGAAGCUCCCAGACAGCCCCAAUGGGACGAUAAACCACAUAGAACCUUAUUUAAACGGUUUGUCCAAUUCUUUUUGUCCAUCGAUGCCAAUCGAAUCACCAUCACGUGCCAAUACCCCACAGACAUCGAGUGGUCUACUUUUGGUAGGCACAAUGCAACAGGUUCAGCACGCCCUAUCUGUGCUGAACACACAAGCGGCUGCCGCUCACCCUACCACUGUGACGAACACUCAAUCCAUGGGGACGAUCGUUGCAUCCACAGCCACAUGUCCAGAGGCGUCACCUACGUGGACCACUUCCUUUGUACUUGAGGGUCCGUUGCGUGUGGAUCGAAUUCAGCCGUUGUCACUACCACCAGACUGGAGUAGAUCGCCUGUCCGAGGCACACCUCAGAGUGUGCUAUGA